Messenger RNA from Penicillium daleae, 855 nucleotides. RefSeq lists its product as uncharacterized. The record is from RefSeq and is a predicted model, not a curated record. Bases 1 to 855 code for a protein of 284 amino acids. NCBI's taxonomy places the organism in Eukaryota, Fungi, Ascomycota, Eurotiomycetes, Eurotiales, Aspergillaceae. Gene Ontology annotation, cellular component: intracellular anatomical structure. Gene Ontology annotation, molecular function: oxidoreductase activity, acting on NAD(P)H, oxygen as acceptor. The transcript has 5 exons.
AUGUCUACGUCUAUCCCUGCUCAGUCGGCUCCUUCCGAGCCUCAAACUAAGGUUGCUCUCGACGCAAAAGUCAUUGCUAUUACCGGUGCGAAUCGUGGAAUUGGGCUAGGCAUUGCCGAGUGUUGUUUAGUAAAUGGUGCAGCCAAGAUCUAUUCCAUCGACAUAGGCGAAGUUGGCGACGACUUCGAGAGCCUAUCCAAACGCUUCCCUGGCCAGCUUUUCGCAAUCCAAGCCGAUGUGACACAGGAAGCCAGUAUCUCGGGGGCAGUGGAUAAGAUUGUCGAGGAAGCUGGGGCGCUGCAUGGAAUUGUUGUCAAUGCGGGACGAACGAAUCACAAAGCAGCGUUGGACUUUACGACUGAGGAAAUCCAGGCGCUGUUUUCCGUGAACUUAUUUGGCGCAUUCUACACAGCCAGGUGCGCCGCACGAGCAUUCAUCAAGCUGGGAAUCAAUGGAUCAAUCGUGUUUACUGCUUCGAUGGCCUCCUAUCGUCCUAACAAGGUCUGUUCAUUCUAUCCACCUCACCUCACAAGCUAUUAUGACGGCGCGUGCCAUCUACCCCCCUAUGGAGCAUCAAAGGCUGGGAUCCGAAACAUGACCCAUACACUCGCUAUGGAAUGGGCACCCCAUGGCAUCCGGGUAAAUAGUGUUUCACCCGGUCUGGUCAACACUGCUAUGACAUACUGGGUGCCGCAACAGCCCGAUUGGGAACAGCAGCUGAAAUACUACGGAGGAUUCCCGCGUUUGGCUGAGGUUCAAGAGCUUGGCGGCGCAUAUGUGUAUCUGCUGAGUGAUGCUGCAAGCUACACAACCUCGAUUGAUAUACCUGUUAAUGGUGUUAUUGGAAUUUGUUGA